AAAGUAAAUGAUGUCAUCAGAAGGCGCCAUUUGAACUCUGCGGAAUUUGUUUUGAUGGAGCUCGACGUACUGGAAAUGUGUAAACAAAAACGAAUGCGGCCACUUGAAAGAUAGUAGUCUAACGGCAAGGUAAACGAUGGACGAAAUCAACCCCCAGUACCGCUUUAUGAACUUGAGGCGGAGGAUACGGGAGGUGCGGGCCGUGCGGUACCGCGAGCGGUUCAAGAGGAUGAUGAGGGAUGGAGAAGUGCUCAGUUACCAAGGGAACUCUGAUGAAGUUGGCUGCUACGUGGCUCCAAGGCCGUUAUCCAAAGGAAACUGCUACUUUGAGGUGACCAUCAUUGACACAGGGGUGAGGGGGAUGAUUGCUGUUGGCCUGGUGCCUCAGUACUACAAGCUGGACCAUCAGCCUGGCUGGCUCCCGCACUCAGUGGCCUACCAUGCUGAUGAUGGAAAGCUGUACAGUGGGAACACUAUUGGACAGCAGUUUGGUCCCAAGUGUAAUUGUGGCGAUCGUAUUGGCUGUGGGAUCUACCUAGAAGCAUUCAAGGACGGACAAACGACGGUCUUCUUCACCAAAAAUGGAAAAGAAGUGGGCACGGUGGUGGUCCCAGCGUCUCCAGAGGCGCUCUACCCGGCCGUGGGGAUGCACUCCCUGGGGGAGGAGGUGCAGCUGGACCUGCAAGUGGAGUGGGGGAUGGAGAAGGAAGACGGCCUGAUGAUAGUGGACAGCCACGAGGACGAGUGGGGGCGUCUCCAUGACGUCAGGUUCACCGGCUCAUUGUUGGAGUACAUGGGUAAAGGGAAAAGCAUCGUGGAUGUGGGUUUGGCCCAGGCCCGUCUACCCCUCAACACACGCUGCCACUACUAUGAGCUGGAGAUCACUGAUGCAGGAGAGAAGUGCUACAUCACCCUGGGACUGGCACGCAGGGAUUACCCCAAAAACAGACACCCUGGCUGGAGCAGGGGCUCCAUAGCCUAUCAUGCAGAUGAUGGGAAGCUCUUCCAGGGUAGUGGGGUGGGGGACGCCUUUGGCCCUCGCUGUUUUGAGGGGGACGUCAUGGGCUGUGGCAUCAUGUUCCCACGGGACUACAUCCUGGACAGUGGAGAUGACAGUGACGACGGGGACUCAGAGUUGCGGCCUAAGCAGCAGCGUGUCCAGAAUGACCUCUAUAUGAACGAUGAAGACGAGGAGGAGGAUGGGGAGGAACUGGAGGGGAGGAAGGUCGUGGUGUUCUUCACACGGAAUGGGAAGGUGGUGGGCCGCAAGGAGGUGGCAGUGCCAGCAGGGGGGUUCUAUCCUACCAUCGGCAUGAUGAGCACCGGGGAAAAGGUCAGGGUGGACCUGCACCCUCUAAGCGGGUGAGAGGAGAGGGGGAGGAUGGAGGAGAGGAGUGUGGAGUGAAGAGAGUAGGGACAUGACCAGAGAGAAGUGGCUCCAACACAGACAGACACACACACCACAAACUUGGAGGUCAGGGCCAGCUGCAUAAGCGGUUAUGGCUCCAAGCCACUAG
Oncorhynchus tshawytscha (Chinook salmon) is the source of this 1517-nucleotide messenger RNA. RefSeq names its product SPRY domain-containing protein 3. The transcript is spliced from 11 exons. The record is from RefSeq and is a predicted model, not a curated record. Gene Ontology annotation, molecular function: protein binding. NCBI's taxonomy places the organism in Eukaryota, Metazoa, Chordata, Actinopteri, Salmoniformes, Salmonidae. The coding region runs from base 137 to 1366 and encodes 409 amino acids.